CUGCUAACGACUAAUAUUUUAGGGUUAUCGAAAGGUGUCGGCUUUGUACGUUUUGAUAAGAAAGAAGAAGCUGAACUUGCUAUCCAAACUUUAAACGGCACUGUGCCAGCUGGAUGUGUUGAUCAAAUCACCGUUAAGUUUGCCAACAAUCCCGCCACCAACACUGCCAAAAGUGUGCUUCAGGAGCUGGAGGCUGUUCAACAAGUGGCUGCGUCAAACCUUAUGCCCCUCACCUUACUUAGUGCAGCACCUCUACGGUCCGCUAUUGGACCCAUUCAUCAUGCCCCUCUUGCUGCCAAAUAUCGAUAUUCUCCUCUUGCCACCGCAUUACCCGGAACUGCACCAGCCGUUACUGCUCAAGCGACUGCAGAUUACCUCACGACAAUGUUACAGAUGAGCCAGAUGAACGCGCUUGCU
Strongylus vulgaris is the source of this 417-nucleotide messenger RNA. NCBI's taxonomy places the organism in Eukaryota, Metazoa, Nematoda, Chromadorea, Rhabditida, Strongylidae. The record is from the annotation of a GenBank genome assembly.